AUGCUUCCCACAGUCCUCCUCCUGUCCACAAUCCUUACAUCUACCAUAACCGCCGGCUUCCCCAACCUAUUAGACGAACUUUUCUACAUCCGCAUAGACGAUUUUAAAGACGCAAUGUUGACGACCCACAACCGGUUCCGGUCCGAAUACUCUGCCUUUGACCGGAAAUGGAACGACACACUCGCCGAGUCGUCAACCUUCUACCUCGACGAGGUUGCCAUUUCGUUAGAUUGCGAGUUUGAACAUUCGGAUGCCACACCUAUCCCUGCCGGAAACGAAGGGUUAGAGACAUCGCCAAAGACAAAGCCUUCAUUGGAAGAGCUUGAUACACUCUCCCGCCAGCAGCGCGGUGAAGACCAUGGUUAUUUUGUGGGACUGCCCGAGGGACAUUCCGGGGACAAGAUGUUUGUGGAGGUAAUCACACGGAAGAAAAAUAUUCCCCCGGGUUCACGUCCACCGAGGCCUCCUAAGUCCGCCAACAAACCCGUCCAGAAAACGGCUUCUGAAGGCGACACCCCUUCCGGCUAUGUGGGAAGGCCCCUGGAGGCUCCGUAA
This is a messenger RNA of Pyricularia grisea, 555 nucleotides long. RefSeq lists its product as uncharacterized. Bases 1 to 555 code for a protein of 184 amino acids. NCBI's taxonomy places the organism in Eukaryota, Fungi, Ascomycota, Sordariomycetes, Magnaporthales, Pyriculariaceae. The record is from RefSeq and is a predicted model, not a curated record. The transcript is spliced from 2 exons.